Cherax quadricarinatus is the source of this 464-nucleotide messenger RNA. The record is from RefSeq and is a predicted model, not a curated record. NCBI's taxonomy places the organism in Eukaryota, Metazoa, Arthropoda, Malacostraca, Decapoda, Parastacidae.
AGGAGGUGAAUAUGAAACAUUUACUCUUGACUGCCCCAUUUUCAAAAAAGCGUAUAGUAGUUCAGGAAACAGAAAUGGUGGAGACCUCUGGAGACGUUGCUUACUUGAAUCUCAAGUCGUUAGAACUUGUGGAUAAAGAAAUUCCAGAUGAAGUGAGCCAUGUGGAGUUGGUGUCAGCUGCUGGUAUACGAUGUCCCGAGGACUUCCUCACUGACCUCAAACUAGCUGAGGAAGAGCAGCAAGCUGAGGACCAGGCCAAGGAGUCACAUAUAGAAGUUCCAGAGACCUCCAUAAAUAGUUAUCAGCCCUUCGAAGAUGACAUCGACUCACCUGAGGUGCCGGAUGACCUUCACCCGGGUGUUAUUCGCACAGUUACCGGCUUCACUUUUGCUGGCAGCUUCUCGGGCAACACUGCAGAUGAAGCUAUCCUCAAAUUGAAAGGUAUGAAGGAGGUUUGAACCUAA